Punctularia strigosozonata HHB-11173 SS5 is the source of this 1680-nucleotide messenger RNA. RefSeq lists its product as uncharacterized. The coding region runs from base 31 to 1611 and encodes 526 amino acids. The transcript has 5 exons. Gene Ontology annotation, molecular function: protein binding. Lineage: Eukaryota; Fungi; Basidiomycota; Agaricomycetes; Corticiales; Punctulariaceae. The record is from RefSeq and is a predicted model, not a curated record.
CGCUUGCCACCGUCUUCGACCGACAACCAUAUGGCUGUCCAGGCCGUCGAUGGGUUGUUGCGCCUGCCCACGGAAGUUCUUCUAGAUAUCUGCUUUCUGCUCGAACCCUCCGACGUCAUCGCCGUCCGCAAGACAUGUUCCGCCUUACAUGCCCUCACGCAUGAGAAAAGCCUUUGGCUUAGGUUCAUCCGGUGGCAACAGGUUCAUCUGCCAUUGCCACACGAAUUCAGGGCGAACACCGCUGCCUUAUCCUCUCGCGAAACCCCCCAACUUCAACGCGUUGCUGUUGAAGCAGAGGCGUCCCAGCGGAAAUGGUUACGCCGUCGGCCGUCCAAUGUUCCCAUACUUUGCGCAAGCGACGAUCAAGAGCAUUCGCUGCAUUCCAUCAUUCAUCUGCAGCUUUAUCUACGCAGAUGGAUGCUUUGCGUGUAUAUGGAAGACCUCCUAGUGGUGUGGGAUCUGGACUCGAUGGACGGGACUGGCACAGUGAGACGGGUGUGGCGUAAAGUGGACCUACUCAAGCAUACUUUGAAUCUUCCGGGAGGAAUCCAAUGCUCUUCAGCCAUCAGUGCCAUGUAUGUGAACGAGAACGCUAUAUCACUGGCGGUAACGCAUAAUGGCACGCGGUCAACGACGUGUAUCCUCCGUCUUCGGUUACCCAUCCAUAUCGAUGACGACCUGAAGAUCGAAUUCGUCGCCAAGAUGUCCAGCUCUUAUCCUCAUUUUGUUUGUGCCAUUUCCCCCUUACUAUCAUGUGUCGCGCUUUCGAGAGGUUCGUUCCUCACAGUCGCGGACUUCUCCAAUCAGGAUAUCAAGUCAACCGUCAUAAUCACCGAAGACGAUGAGCUAGACGCGUUGUGGAAUGGAAUCAUCGGAGCUCGUUUUUGUGGUCCAUAUAUUCUUUGCAUGAAAACGCGAUCUGUUGAGCUCUAUCCUCUGCCUGUGGUCGAGAAUGAGCAUGAAGAACCCUCUUUUGGGCCGCAUGCGUUCAAAGCCAUGAAACACGUCUUCUCUGGCCAUAUAACAUUCAGAGAUGUAACGUUCUCCUCCCCGACAAUUGCCCGGAGCGCCACCUUUGAUUCGACGCCGGACCUCGCUAUCUCCAUGCUCGCAUCGGAUCCAAUUCGCGGCCUAUUCAACUUCCGUAUCCGCUUUAAAGCAGCGGCAGCCCUCGGCACCCCGCCUACCUUCGACGUCACGCUGGUCGAAGCCCGCCAUAUGGCUACCCUUGACCUAGGCUCUACACGAAUGCGAAUCGCGCCCGGCAGCUCCCGCGGUUUCGUCAGCGCAUGUUGCCUAGGACCUCAAGCCAAGCGCGGCGUAUGGAUUGAAAGGCACAGGGGCAGUACGAGGCGGGAUGUCUCCGUGUUCGACGUCAACUGUCAUGAAUCAGGGCAACAUCUAGAGGAUAUGGACACCCAGGAGCGCUACGACACCGACGACGACGAUGACGAUGCGAACUCCUUUUUCAAAGUGCCCAACAUAGAUGGUAGCGUCGUAUUCGAGAUGGACUCAUACGAUCUUCGAGCCGAUCUUACACACUGCGCAUUUUGCGAGGUCACCGGUAGAAUAGUGCUGGGUACGAGAGCGGGAAAGAUCAUGGUAUUAUAGAUUUCGUGACAAACACGCGCAGUAUACAUACGCGAACUCUAGCAAAGAGAAGAUACAAAAUGAUUGUAC